Messenger RNA from Fusarium venenatum, 345 nucleotides. The record is from RefSeq and is a predicted model, not a curated record. Lineage: Eukaryota; Fungi; Ascomycota; Sordariomycetes; Hypocreales; Nectriaceae.
AUGUUUGAUGCACCGCAGCGUGGAACGGCAGCGUUGUGGCGGCUCUCGAAUGGGUCAAUUUUUCCCCAAGGAACGAACACACUUAACUUCCACACUGGCAUCGAUCCGUUGUACACGGCUGGUGGUGUACAGAAAGCGAACUGGGCUGGGCUGCUGCAGAGCUUAUGCCAUGUGUCAAGGGAUACUGGGUCCCGACUAAACGAUUUUGUGGCGUUGAACCAGUUUGUGGAGAGGACGUGUUUCGCUUUGGAGGUGCCAGGUGCCGGGUCCAACGCAGCGAUGCCCGCCUCCGCUCGGGAUUAUCGGCCGGAGGCUGACCCCGACGUCCGGCCGCAAACAGAUUGA